AUGUCCGCCUCGACGAGACUACACAGCAUACGCGCCAUGCGCUGCACCACUCCGGCAGCGCGCGCCAUCACGUCGGGCCUGCCGGGCCGUGGUCGAGCCGCCCCUCUCGUGCGGUUCUGCCUCACGCCGCAACAACAGCCGCAGCAGCAGCAGCAGCAGCAGCAGCAGCAGCAGCAGCAGUCCGGAUACCGAUACCACAGCCUAGGUGGGCAGCGCAGAUGGGGGUCGACGACGAGCCAGCGGCCCACUGCUGCCACCGGAGGAGCGCAGCACGCCGGGAAGAACAAGGGGCCGCCGCCGCCGCGCCGCCCGACGUUUGGCGAGGUCCUGCGCCGCCUAUUCAGGGACAGCCUGGGGAGCCUCUCGCGCGCCGUCCGCGGCGAGAACUUUCGCGCCAUCUUCCGGCAGCACCCUGGGGAGAUGGGGCUGGCGUUGAUAUCGCUCGUCGUCAUGGCCGGCGUCGUGGCGUACACGGUGCGCAUCUACUUCACCUACUUCUACUCGGAGCAGUUCACGACGCUGCCGGCGCCCGUGGCCGACGCGAUGCGGCGCGCGCUCUACUACAGCAACUACGCGCCCGACCCCAAGCUCGCGCUCAAAUACUACCGCGAGGCCAUUGAGCGCUGCGUCCAGGCCGGGCUCGACCCCUUCUCUGACGAGUUCAUGGGCGUGCGCAUCCAGGUCGCCGCCUGGCUCGAGAAGAUUGAGCGCUACGACGCCGCCAUCCGCACCCUGACAUCGCUGCUGGACGAGUGCAGGCGCUGGGUCGCGCUGGCGGAGGAGCGGGGCAUGAAGGAGCUGCCCGUGGUCAUGCCUGCGGCGACCGAGGGGCAGGAGGAGGGAAAGAAGGGGGAGGAGGCGGCUGCGCCUCGGCAAAAGAAGGAGACGGUCUGGGGCAAGCGCAACAGGAUCCUGCGCAGGUCCAUCGGCAUCAGCGUCAAGCUCGGCGAGCUCUACUCGGACCAGCACGUGCUCGAGCCCGAGCUGGCCCACGAGAGCCUCGUGUGGGCCGUCGAGGCUGGCCUGAGGGAGAUGCGCCGUCGGUCCGUCGAGGGUGUCAAGGAGGGUGAGGGCGAGUGGCUCAACGCCGAGGAGAUGGGCGGAGCUCUGGAGGCUCUCGGGACCAGUUUCUUAUCCAAGGACCAGGCUCACCUUGCCGUGCCCGCAUUCCUGCAAGCGCUUCAUCUCUGCCAGGAUCCCUGCCACAGCGCAGUGAUAAUGAACAACAUCGCCGCAUCCUUUGUUCAGCACCCUCUGCACACUCCAUUGGUGGAUCCUCUUGGGCCGGCAGAGAGUGCGGGGCCUGCCGGCAGCGGUGGUAACAAGGGGGCUGUGCUGGGCGAUGGCGGUGCUAAAACCAGCGACGCAAGCAAAUCCGCGAUGGCUGCCCCUGCGCCUACGGCGGCGGCGGCGACGAGGGCCACCUACCUAGAGCACGCCGGCAACUGGGCCGACAACGCGCGGCGCCUCGCCGCCGAGACGAGCGGCGACAAGCGCACCCCAGAGUGCGACCAGGCCUGUGCCGUGUCGCUAUGCAACCUCGGCGAUAUUGCCAAGAUGCUCGGCGACGCCGCCGGGGCGCGCCGUCGGUUCGACGAGUGCAUCGCCCUAAGCGAGCGCAUCGGCUUCGACGACGGGGUCAGGCAGGCCAAGGCGGGGUUACGGGCGCUGGACAGGUAGGGAUGGGCAGCGAGCGGCAGAAACAAGAUACCCAUUCCCAUUGCCGAAUGGCCAUGAAAUGGACUGUUAAGUUGGAAGAGGGCCGCAGCGCGCGGCCACGGCAUUGGGAAACUCGAGCCGAUGCUGGGGUCGGGACUCGAUAAUGCGAGGGGCCGGUUCCACAUGGUCACGGUCGGUCCCGCAGUUGGCAGCUACGAAGAGGGCGGGCUGCUCCAUCUGCUGUCAAUCAGGAGCAGCAGGCAACUCGCUCUCCCGGCAGGCAAGUGACUGGAUGGGUGUCUGCCAGUCAGAUGCUCAUGGGCUACCGGAGACCAGAAGGCCGUGGGGGGAUGCCCGCCGCGGCGAGCACUCGUCCUAGAUGGGCGUGUGUCUACUAGCCCGGCCAUCACGACACAUGGCGGCGCCUGGCGCCGUCGGGACGGGGUCCGGAGCAAGAAGUCGGUACAGCAAAGAAGGACCCCUCGAUGAAGGUCCAUGCCGCUUCCUCGGCUGGGAUGCCGAAGCACUGGCGUGGCUGUCAUGUCCCACACCACUCCACUCUGCAGGAUAUAGACUACCUAGUCAGUACCGUACCCAGAUAGGCACCCAGAUAGUUACUAGAUGGGUGCCGUAUGCAAUGCAAGGCUAGUUUAGUCCAUGAUGGGGCUAUAUUGAGCCCUGCAGCCCGUACGUCUAGACGACCCAGCCCAACGGCGCGGCGGCUGUGCCGAUGGAUAUCUCCCCCACCCCGUCAAGCUACCU
Molecule: messenger RNA, 2421 nt
Organism: Gaeumannomyces tritici R3-111a-1
Lineage: Eukaryota; Fungi; Ascomycota; Sordariomycetes; Magnaporthales; Magnaporthaceae
Exons: 4
Coding region: 1-1680 (559 amino acids)
Biological process (GO): protein quality control for misfolded or incompletely synthesized proteins
Cellular component (GO): i-AAA complex
Molecular function (GO): misfolded protein binding
Source: RefSeq, a predicted model, not a curated record